Messenger RNA from Trematomus bernacchii (emerald rockcod), 1273 nucleotides. It is a transcript of the gene mcat, whose product is annotated as malonyl CoA:ACP acyltransferase (mitochondrial). NCBI's taxonomy places the organism in Eukaryota, Metazoa, Chordata, Actinopteri, Perciformes, Nototheniidae. The transcript is spliced from 5 exons. The coding region runs from base 1 to 1134 and encodes 377 amino acids. Gene Ontology annotation, molecular function: transferase activity. The record is from RefSeq and is a predicted model, not a curated record.
AUGCUGGCUUCAGUGGGUGUCCGGCUGUCAGCAGCCUCCAGAGGGAAGGUCAGUCUGGUGUCUGUGAGCAGGAGACUCUGCACCAAACACCCCGAAACCCAGGCUUCUCUCCCGGAUCCUCUCCCGGACAGCGAGCCACCGGAGCAGCGGAGACCCAAGAAGGACCCCGCCGAGUGCUCCGUGCUCCUCUUCCCCGGCCAGGGCAGCCAGUUUGUGGGCAUGGGUAGAGGACUCCUGCAGUACCCUAACGUUAAGGAAAUGUUCACGGUGGCCCAGAAGAUCCUCGGGUACGACCUGCUGUCUCUGUGCCUGCACGGCCCCAAGGAGGAGCUGCAGAGGACGGUGCACUGUCAGCCCGCCGUGUUCGUCACCUCGCUGGCUGCGGUGGAGAGGCUCAACCACGAGAACCCCAAGGCCAUUGAGAUGUGUGUCGCUGCUGCAGGUUUUAGUGUUGGAGAAUUUGCUGCUCUGGUUUUUUCUGGAGCCAUGAACUUUGCAGAAGCUCUGUAUGUGGUGAAGGUUCGUGCAGAGGCCAUGCAGAGAGCAUCAGAGCUGGUUCCCAGUGGGAUGCUGUCCGUUGUUGGUAGACCUCAGGCUCAGUAUAAACACUCCUGUCUGCAGGCUAAAGAGCACUGCAAGAGCCUGGGGAUCGAGGAGCCCGUCUGCUCUGUGGCCAACUACCUGUUCCCCGAUGGCAGGGUCAUCGCAGGGCACCAGCAGGCUCUGGAUUUCCUGCAGCAAAACUCUCGACAUCUCCAGUUCGUGAGGACCAAACCCCUCCCGGUCAGCGGGGCCUUCCACACGGAGCUGAUGGAGUCGGCUACUGAACCGCUCAGAGAGGUGCUCAGACAGGUGGAGGUCCGUCGUCCCGACAUCAACGUGUACUCUAACGUGGACGGAAAGCGCUACAUGAGCAAGCAACACGUGCGCCGGCAGCUGGUGACGCAGGUGGUGUCGCCGGUGAAGUGGGAGCAAACGCUGCACGAGAUCUACGAGAGGACGCACGGAAGAAAGUUCCCUUACACCUACGAGGUCGGCCCGGGAAAUCAGCUCGGUGCCACACUACAGAGGUGUAACAUGAAGGCCUUCAAAACGUAUGAACAUGUGGACGUCACCAUUCAUGAAGAAGACUAAAUAUGAAGAGGUGUGCAGGUCAAAAAAUGUGCGCGUGUGUGUGGACACCAACAGAAAGACCUGUAAGCUCCUGUGGUUUCUUCGUAUGGUCUUGUAAGUGUAUUAUCAUUAUGUAAUUAAAUAUUUUUUAUUAUUGAAA